Molecule: messenger RNA, 5165 nt
Organism: Nicrophorus vespilloides
Lineage: Eukaryota; Metazoa; Arthropoda; Insecta; Coleoptera; Silphidae
Gene: gukh
Product: Nance-Horan syndrome protein
Exons: 6
Coding region: 325-5109 (1594 amino acids)
Biological process (GO): cell differentiation
Source: RefSeq, a predicted model, not a curated record
UGGAUGGAUGGAGUAGAGGUCGCCACGAGAGACCGGAGGGAACCGGAAUGCGUGUUUGAAUGGGGUCUAGACUGCGGGCGCUCCGGAGUCGCAAGUUUUCUCCCAUUCAUCGGGCGGUUUCAGGUGCGGAAGGACUGAGACAGCUCUCGCGCGCGCCGUCGUUUGAAACUCGCGGAAGGACAAGAACCUCGCGCGAUGCGUGCUCUAGUGUCGAAGAAGUGCUGCUGGUGCUGAAAAAGAAAUAUUAGUUGGAAAAGGAGGAAUUUUUUUUGUUAAAAAAAAUUUAUUUUAUAAUGUGUGCCUGAAGUGAUAUGGGGUGCUAAGAUGCCUUUCGUACAGAGAGUGAUAGAGCCGAAGUACCUGAGCAGGACGAGCCUGUUCGACGCCGAUGGCAAACCGCUCGUGGACGACGGAGAGCUCGAAGCUGUGACCAACAACACCUUGAGCAAUGCCCUCAGACAGCUCGCUUCUUUGGUCCUCGUCGCCAACGACAUCUUCAACGAUCUAGGUGGACAGCUGAAGGGCAUCACCGAACGGUCGCAGAGGCUCGGCGCGAAGCUGUCCAACGUCGAGAAGAAGGUCGCCGAUUUCGAUCCCAAGAAAGUCGCAGUCCCCGAAAGUGACAUAGCAAGUUUCGCACUGCUGAAGGAUCAUUUCGCAGCGAAGCAUGACUACGACACGAAUCUCUUCGCGCCGUCAACGCGUCCCGACGCCGUGCGGGCGCUUUACGAGGCGGCGGCGAAGACGCCGAUUCACCUGAUGAGGCAGAUGGACAGGUGGCGUCGUGACGGUCAUCGUUCAUCGAGGUUCUUCAUGUGCACGCCGGUGCUGGGCGCCAAACGGAGGAAGAUCCGGAACCGAGUCGACAUCGACAUCGAAACCAGGAUGCCAGCUGUGAUCGAGGAUCUAAGAAGAUGGACCUCCACCGAAGCCCUUGGAGACGUGACCGUCGCUGCGGACGGUCCCAGGAUGUUAUCCACUACCACCGUUCUGGAUGGUGACCUGACUGAUGGGACGAUGGUCUCUGAUGACGAGGCCAUCGAUCACAAGCUCCCCUCGCCCGAAGAGCAACUACAAGUCGUAGCUUUAAAAUUCCCUGCUGAAAUAGUGGCUGUGGAUAUAACUGGAAAGAGUUUCGACCGGAUGUCCGGGCAGAGGAGGUCUCUGCUUCACGGGGAUUUGGAAAAGGAUAACGAAGAUGGCAGCACGAUACGGAGAAGGACGAGAAAUCGGAAGCCGCGCAACAGGAGGCGUAAUACGUUGGCGGGAACGGACCAGAAGGAAAUCAGGGAUGCGUUGAUCACCGGAGGGGAGGAGCAGACUUCUGCUGCUCCAGCUGAAGAACAGGAACAGGCAGUGAUCGUGUCGCGAUCAAAAAGCAGCGAUCUGCUGCGGAGUAGCAAGAAAGAAUCGCCGGAAUGCAAGAAGUCUCAUUUCAAUAGCAUCAAGGAAUGGGGCAAGAAUCGCCUGAAGAUGAUUGGUAGUAGUGGUUCGAAGUCUAACGAUGGAGGCAACAAGAGCAGUAAUGAUUUGGAAGAUGUUAAUAUAUACGAGACUGUGACGGUGCGAAGGAAGCGAAGCGUCGAUAAGGAGAGGAAAACGCUGCAUGAGAGAAAGCCUUCGUGUUCUUCGUCGGAAAAGUCCAGCAUUAACAUACCAAUAAAUACGCCUUUAACGGCCGCAAUGAAUAUCGCGUCCGUGCGUCUGCGGGACAGCUCAGCCCAGAGACGGUUGAGGAGGUCGGGCGAGAACAAAGACGAGCCACACUCGUCCAGCGGAAACUGGAGUGCCAGCUCGGAAAGCGGAAGAGCGUCUAUCGGGUCAGAGAUCACGACGGCGACCACGCAACCUAAAUCCACACCCUCCGCGACAACCUCCAAUAACUCUCUCAGCCAGCACGCUCCGAGCUCCGUGUGCAGUAGAAGGAGGUUCAACAACACCUCCACUUCUACCAGCGAGGGCACUUUAACGCCGGACAUCAUACACGACCUUCACGAGGACGGCGAGACCAGCUCGGUCUACUCCUGCGACACCGAAGGCUACUAUACAUCAUUCCAUAUGGACAGCGGCCUUAAGACGCUGAAGGAGGAGGACUCUCCCGCCACCCCAUUGCAUUCCACGACGGCUUUCUCGAAUUCCAGCUCGAACAAUACCGUAUUAAGCGCGGAGAACGAAUACGAGCUCUUCGGGAAAGGCUCGACUUCAACAACGACCAGCUCGGCCGGCACAGUAUGCACGACGCUCAGGGCGUCCGAGAGCAGUAGGUCUUUGAUCAUAGGUCCGGCCGUUCCGGAGCGCAAGAGCUCCCUCUCCAAACUAUCCGGCAAAGAUAAUUCGCCCGAAAGCUCUCUGGAAAGAGAUUACAGUAGCGACAAGACCGGCACCGUGAAGCGUAGCCCUGCCAACAAUAACAACAAGGCAACGGUCGUGGCUGUAAUCCAUAAGCAAACAAACGGAGACGUCUCUCCGGACAGCGGACACAACACAUCCAGUUCCCCCAUAGAGUCAAUCAGCAGUCCGAAUGGUAUGCGUAGCGGAUCGGAAUUCGAAUUUUCCGAAUCUUCUGACAUGGAGGGCGCGGAUCGGAUAGAAAGGAUCCGCGUAAAGACCACCAUCAACUCGAGCCGUAUCCCUUCCAUGUGCGUGAUCACGCCUUCGCAGAGCGACGACGAGAGCGUCAAGAGCCAAGACGUGACGCUGAUGAACAACAAUUUGGAUUGCCUCGGGUCAAAGAACGACACGAAGACGAAAUUGAACCUCCCGAUAAAGCCUUGCGAGAAUAAUAACAAUAAUUUGACGGUGCAGCUGAUCAACGUGAACCCGCAAACUGGUUACGCCACGAUCGAGACACAGGUGACGGAAGUGAAGAAAUCUGCUCAAUACAGAGCUCCAUCGCCGAGCGGUGGUUCGGUGACGAUCAAGGAGAAGUCUCCCGUCCAGCUGCAACCGAUCAUCAAAGCAACGCUCCUUCCUCUCAACAAUAUGUUCGGAAAAUUGAAAUUGAACUUCAGCAAUUUGGGUUCGAGGAGGGAAAGCAAGUCUCCUGUUAAGAACGCGGAUCAAGUGGACGCUGGUGAUUACGUGACUAUUGCCGAUGUGAAGAAUAACAACGAGAAGGUCAUCUACGCCAAUGAUGUAGUGAAUCGCAACUUGAAGACGGUGCUGUCGGGAAAAAUCAGGGAAACGGAAUACAUCUCGCUCAAUGAACUUCCUUGCAACGAUCCGGAAAACAAUCUGCAGAGCUCUUCAUCCGCGGACUCGCUGGAGAGGAAAAGGAAAGGAGCGCGCGUCACUCUGAACGCCGAAGGAAAAGUGGUGUACAGCUCGGAUAGCCUGAAGAGGCGGAAGGGCGCUCACACCACCUUCGAGCCCGGCCCUUGCGUGAAGCCGUCUCCUCCGGUGCAAAGCCCACUUCUGGGCCAUCGCACCCCGAAGACCAUACGUCCGGUGCCGGACUCUAAAGGUCACCGCAGUGGAGCGCCUCCGAUGGUUGACGAAAGCAGGCCUCUGUCGCCACAAUUAGGUAAAGUGGUAAUUAAAGCAUCGUCUGGAACGUCAGAAAUAGUUCGCAUGCCUCCUUCCACCAUAGUAUGUCCAAGACCGAUGUCCCCAAAGCCAAAUAACAGCGCGCGCGGCGCAUACGUCCACAUGCAAGAACCGCGCGGCGUCUCAUCCGUCGCCGCACCCGAUGAAGGACGAGCACUUUCACCGUCUAAUCGUCAACCAUCGAGGUAUCCACCGAUGCCGCCUGAAUACGGAUACGAUCCCAAUGCGCUAUCGAAAGAUUUUGAGAGGAACUGCACCACUUCUGCUGGCAUGAUGCGUCGCGGCGCCACCAACUACAGCACGAUGCCUGCAAGGAAGCCGCAGUACGAACAUCCCGACCGCUCGGUGACGCCUGACAUCAUGCGUGGUUUGGGCGUGAAGCAAUUGGGAACGAACAGCAUGGAUAGGAAGUACACGAGGAGACAGAUAUUCAACGAUCGGGAACCGCUCCAUCAGAACUUGGGUAUUCCCGUGCAGAUGCCCCAGGUGCAUGCUACGCAUUCGCCGAUGCGCUACAACCAUCAUCAAACCGACGUCUCCUUUAAGAUAUCUCCUAUUGAUCCGAGGAUAGCUCCGGGCGGGUUUCACUCGUCGACGCCUUCAAAAGGUCCUGAAUUGAGAGCAGCCGCCAACUUGGACCAUAUACUGCUCUCACCGAAGAAAUCCACGAUGAGCACGGACGAGUUGUACGCUGUGAUACACAAGAGCAAGAAGCGGAUGAAUAUUCAACCUGAAGAGGACCGCGGUUCCCCGAAUCUAUCCAACAGCAGUUUAUCCCCGGUCAGCUCGGAGAAUUCGCUCACCUCGAAAGUAGUUAAACCGGAAACAGGGUACUUGGACAAAUCGAAGUCGCGACUGAGUUGGUCCCCGAACAACGGGGAAUACAUGGACUUCAACACGAACAUAGAUCAAGUGCCACUGGAGAGCCGCUCUCGCCAAAGCUGGGCGUGCAGCGACAAAAAGGAAUCGUCCACCUCACGUCUAGACUUCAAAAAGUUGCUCCUCCAGCACGGUAAAACCAAGCUUCCCGCUAAGAAACUCUCCGCCGUCGAGCAACUACAACUCUCCAAACAACAGGUACAGCCUAAAGCUACGUCAGCUUCGACACAUGAAGUUAGCAUCCUAGAUUUAAGCCAAUCCCCGCGUAACAUGCGCAACAGAAAGUAUCAAACGCCGAACUCGCCGGAAAAAUCCCGACCCACGGCGAAGAUCCUUUCGCCUCGCUCCCAAUGGAGGUUCCCGAAUCCCCGGAGCGAUGUUCUCUCUUCGACAAUCCUCGAAGAUUGUCACGAAGACGAGAGCCCAAACUCUUCAGGGGAACGCAGGCAGUCCUCCUUGCACAGCAGCAGCGUCCGAAGGCAAACGCCGGAAAUCAGGAAGCAGCAACCACCGGAAAUCCGCAAGGAAAUACAGGAAACGGGAAUCCGGAAGCAAAUGCCGGAGACAACGAUGACCGCCAGCCAAAGACUGCAGGCGCAACGCGCCAGAUUCUUCAAUCAAACGCCGAACACGAGAGUCGUGCCACAGGCAGACAACAAGCCCACAUUAGAAACUUCCUUUUAAUUUAUUAUUGAUCAUCGUCUUUGUACAUAUGUUCUUAUUUAUUUCCAUCUAGUCUG